AUGAGCUUCGAUCUAUCGACGACGUACGAGCGGGCAUUGCUCCGUCCGCUUGUCUUACCUCCCAUCGAUCCCACUGUCACGAACGAGUCGGCAGGUCUGUCAGAGGGGUCCAAAUGGCGAGCUUCGACACAUAUUUUUCGGGGAACAGAAGAUCGCGAUGAGACUGAUGCGUGGCCACCAGCCAAGUUCAACGAUGACCCGUCCAAUAUUCCCAACGACGAGGCAUACAACAUCCCAUACGAUACAGCAAGCAAGAAAGCCAACAGCAGUAUGUUCAAGCUGCACUCAGACUCAGGUCGGAGCAACAAAUCGAAUGUCCCGCCUCCUAAGCUGGUUGCCAAGCGCUACAUUCCAACGAACCAAGUCAAUAAGUCUGGACAGGGCGUAACUCUUCUCACGCUUACGGGCAUGGGCGUUCCCAAGGAGAUGUUUGAGCCUAUGCUUGAAGACCUGCUACCUCGACUGCGCAAGUCUGGUGUCAAGGUUGAGGAGGUUUGGGCCAUAGAUAUGCCACUUAGCGGAGAGACGGCCAAGGCUAAUUCUGUGGGAUACUUGUACGCCAAUGAGAAAGACAUCGUUCGAGAUUUUCUGCUCUUCCUUACAGCCUACCUCCCUGUGCAACCCGGCGAAGAGCUACCGAAGCAUCUUCAACCUCGAACAACAACAGACCAAGCUCAACAGCCUACACGACAGAAUCUUCACGUCUUUGCCCACAGUCUCGGUGCUCAAGCCGCUAUCCUAGCUUCCGUCCACGCACCAAACAUAUUCAGCAGCCUAAUGGUCGUCGACCCAGCCAUGAUUCCAGCUGGAAAGAUCAACGACGCUAUGACAAAACUCCCCAAAGAGAUCUUCUGUCUCGGUCUCAAGGAAAGUUUCCCCGAUCGCAACGCCGUCGAGAACGCACUUCGCGAGAAUAAACGUACACGAAACUGGGACGAACGCGCUAUCCGUAUGUUCACCCAACACGGUCUGGUCCCUAACGACAAGGGAGGAGUCAAACUCAUUGCCCAUCCAAGACUUGACUGGGCUUUAUGGUACGACAAGCAAACGCCCGCAGAGUGUUACGAUCGGUUCAGGGAUAUAAGUGUUCCGUUGCUUGCUAUCAUGCCCAAGAGGCCUUUUGCUGUGCCGGCGAAGAUGUUCGAGGCUGACGUUAAGAAGUUGAAGGAGAGGGUUUAUGUUAGGUGGGUUGAGGGGACACAUCAGGUUGUUUAUGAGAGGAUGGAUGACUGUGUUGGGUUUGUGGGGGAGUGGUUGGGGGAUAUUGCUGGUGAGAAGAGAGCUAAGCUGUAG
Molecule: messenger RNA, 1293 nt
Organism: Fusarium oxysporum Fo47
Lineage: Eukaryota; Fungi; Ascomycota; Sordariomycetes; Hypocreales; Nectriaceae
Product: Alpha/Beta hydrolase protein
Exons: 1
Coding region: 1-1293 (430 amino acids)
Source: RefSeq, a predicted model, not a curated record